Messenger RNA from Pseudo-nitzschia multistriata, 2041 nucleotides. The record is from the annotation of a GenBank genome assembly. Lineage: Eukaryota; Bacillariophyta; Bacillariophyceae; Bacillariales; Bacillariaceae.
CAUUUUUUCUACACGUUGCGUUUUUCGGCGUCGAGGCGAAACCACGAGCAAAAACGAUGCUAUCGUUCGUGAAACCCGUACGACACGAUACGAUACUUGAUGUACCGUACGUACGGAACCGCGUCGUACAGUGUGUUGUAUCGUACGGUAUGUUUUUGUGUAUCGUGUUUCUCCGAUUCUUGCGAAACAUCGCAUACGCCGCGGUGCCGUAUCGAUUCCUUCCUUCCUACAUUCCUUCCUUCGCCGGAGGACGCACCGAGAAACAGACAGGCAAGCGCCCAAGCAAGCUACCGAUCAGCCAACCAACAAGCCGGGCCGCGAAGCAAGGAAGAAUGUGUGUGAUCGUUCCCGAACGAAUGCGCGGAUGCGGAAUCCGCAAGCCCCGCCCCGAUCGAAGGCGUGCGGACGGGGGGAGCCUCCCUUGCGGGGCAAGCGCAAGCCGCCUUGGUGGGAGCCCCUCGCCGGUCCCCCGGCCCCUCCGCUGGCUCCUCUUUGCGGUGGUCCUGGCCCUGGUGGGGGUGGCUCCCGCGGAGGGACAGCGGCAUCGCAGGGGAGGCCACCCCGGGAAGGUCCUGCGGCACGACGCCCCCCGGCCCGAUCCCCCGGGGACCGCCACCGACCUGACCGGCAGCGUGCUGGGCCGCCGCGACAAGAAGCGGCUCGAAAGGCGCAUCCGGGGGGGGAGGCCCUUGCCCUUUUCGUUGCAAUGGCCCCGGCCCUCAUCGCGGAAGCGCCGAUCGCUCGCCGACCUCGACCUGGAGGUCGUCGUCGCCUCGGGCGUGGAGCACGGGUACACCCCCCGGGAGAUGGCGGCCGACCUCCUCCACAAGGGCUGGGGGAUGGCGGACCAGACCGAAACCCACAGCGGCGGGAUGAUCGUCCUGGUGGCCAUUGAGGACCACCGGAUCGAGAUCGUCGUCGGCGACAGCCUGGCCCACGUCUUUGGGGCCGACUGGUGCCACUCGGUGCUCUACGGGAGGGGCGUCACCGAGGCCUUUCGGGCCGGCCGGUACGGCCCGGGCCUGGAGCGGCUGCUGGACGAGGUCAAGGACCGGUGGGGGGAGGCGGGCGCGGAAACAGCAACAGAAACGCACGCGGGACCGCACUCGGGCCGGAGACACCGGUCGCGGACCGGCACCGCCGUGGCGUACCUGGCGGCCCUCGCCGGUGGCUAUGCCGGCCUGUCCUUCUGGCAAAGGGGGUUCGGGGGCGGCGGCGGGGAUCCCCGCUACGGCCACGGCCACGGAGAAGGCCACCACGGGCACGAUCACGGACACGGACACGGACACCUGCCAACGGGAGACCCUCGCCACGCAAGACGCCGCGGGGGCCUUGCGCACGGGCCGGGAAGGGGCCUGGACAUGGGCAUGGGUAUGGGACUGCCCCUGCCCCUCCUCUCCGGCCUCGGCGGCGCCCUGCUGGGGGCCAAGCGGGGGGCUAGGCUCGCCGGUGUUGCCCGGAGGCACCGGCCAUUCGUAACGUUCGGCGAAAGGGAUUGCGGCGCACAGCGCAUCGAGGGGUCCCCGCCAUCCGCCGCCGCCGCAGGGGCGAACAUCAAACGCCCGUUCCGAUCGCCGCCGCUUUCCCCGCUCCGCUGGGAGGAACAGAGGCAGCGGCUGAGAGACGCCGCCGCUUUGCGGAGGGACCGCCCUGGGGGAUUCGGCGGGGGGGCCACCUGGUGGACCACGGGCCAAUACGACUCGUCCGUUCGAACGACGCGGUCCGGGUCCCCGUCCGGAUCGGUCGGGGGCGGGGGGGCCACCUGGUCGGUCCGCCCUCCCGGAACCGGCGGGAACGGGAACAAGGAGGAACCCUACCCGGGUGGGACCGGCAGCGGGAGUGCUGCCGGCGGUGGAGCGUCGUGGUAGCAAGCACAGUACAGAACAGCAAAAGCUAUCCAUCAGCCCCUGGUGGCAUCGAGCUCCUCCACAGAUCUGUACCGUACGAGUACCGGCUUUUCCCAUGAAACUGUGCAUCGUUGAACAAAACUACUGUACGACUAGUUUCUUUCCAAACUUUCGAAUAAAAAUAAAAACGGACU